AGGCCUUCUUCUCUCUUCCCACUUCCCUUCCCUCGCACACACUCAACACAACCUCCCUCUCUCUCUCUGUCUGUUCCUUCUUUGCCCUUUGCCCUAUUCAAUCACCCAGAUCUGUUCCCUCCAUUUUCAGUAACCUUCUCUCUCUCUCUCUCUCUCUCUCUUCAAUUAGAUUAAUGAAAACUUGACCCUUCUCUUCUCUCAGAUUCACUUUUCUUUCUUCAUAAAUACUUGGUGUUAUAGCUCAACAAUGCUCGCUUCAUAAUUCGGUGCAUCACAUCUUAGCUUUAAGGAAUCACAAACUGUAGAUACUGUUAGUACUCAAUAUGGAGCUGAGUUCUAUUAAAGAUGCUUUUGACCGUGUUACUAAGAAGCAAAAGUUAUCUAGUUCCAAGACUCAAGAAGUGAUUGAUCAGAUCAGACAGGAAAUUGUGAGUGUUUUAGACAUGAUGCAGUCAGUGAAUAACACUGACCAUGAACUUGACUAUAAAACUGUUCUCAAUGAUCUUAAGGCCACUUUACUAAAAAUAGCUCCACUUAGUCAUAUGGAAGGUUCACAGAAGGAGCUAAAUGUAGCACUCAGCAAGUAUGGGAAACUUCUUGAGAAAUAUUUCAACCCUGAUAUAUCCAAGGCUUACAGAAAUAUUGACUUUGAUGUACAUACGCUAAACCAAAUAAUUGCCAACCAUUUUUAUCGCCAGGGCCUUUUUGAUAUAGGGGACCAUUUUAUGAGUGUGGUUGGAGAGCCUGAAUCUGCUGCCAUUAUGAAAUCUCCAUUCUUAGAAAUGUAUCAAAUACUUGAAGCCAUGCAGAAUCAGAACCUGGAGCCAGCUCUCAACUGGGCUGCCACAAAUUAUGAAAAACUCACUCAAAGUGGAUCUGACAUUGUAUUGAAACUUCACUCCAUGCAAUUUGUGAAAAUUCUCCAAAAUGGAAGUAGAGAUGAAGCUCUUCAUUAUGCUCGAACUCACCUUUCUCCUUUUGCCUCCAGUCACAUGGCCGAUAUCCAGAAGCUUAUGGGUUGUCUUCUAUGGACCGGAAAGCUUGAUCGAUGUCCAUAUCACGCAUUGCUAUCCCCGUCUAACUGGGAUAAGUUGGCUGAGGAAAUUAAAAGGCAGUUUUGCAAUCUUUUGGGACAGUCAUAUAACUGUCCUUUGAGUGUGACUGUAGCAGCAGGGGUCCAGGUUUUGCCACCUCUCCUUAAAUUUAUGAAUGUCAUGGCAGGGAAGAAGCAAGAAUGGCAGUCUAUGAACCAGUUACCAGUGCCUGUUGAGUUGGACCGUGAGUUCCAGUACCAUUCCAUUUUUGUUUGUCCUGUCACAAAAGAACAAGCAACUGAGGAUAACCCUCCGAUGUUGAUGGCCUGUGGCCAUGUCCUCUGUAAGCAGUCUAUCUUGAAGAUGUCCAAGAACAGCACAAAAGUGUUCAAGUGCCCAUAUUGUCCCUAUGAUAUUGAUGCAGCACAGUGCAGGCAACUAUAUUUCUGAUGUUGAUGGAUUUAUAUGAAACUCUCUAUAAACUGAAUCAUGUGUUAGCAUAGAUGUACCUGUGUAUGGCGAUUUCAGAAGCCCAUGCCUUGUUAUGAUGUCUGUAUGUUUGGUAAAUUUGUUGUAAAUAAAAAUUCUUUUUUAUUUGGAUAUGACCGGCAAGUCCUUCAUUAAUUAGCUGCAAUCAUUUCAAUAAUCUUUGAUUCAGAUAAAUUGGAUUUUCCG
Messenger RNA from Abrus precatorius (Indian licorice), 1709 nucleotides. Its product is annotated as protein RMD5 homolog. Gene Ontology annotation, molecular function: ubiquitin protein ligase activity. Lineage: Eukaryota; Viridiplantae; Streptophyta; Magnoliopsida; Fabales; Fabaceae. The transcript has 2 exons. Gene Ontology annotation, cellular component: cytoplasm; nucleus; GID complex. Gene Ontology annotation, biological process: proteasome-mediated ubiquitin-dependent protein catabolic process. The record is from RefSeq and is a predicted model, not a curated record. Bases 324 to 1484 code for a protein of 386 amino acids.